AUGUCCAACACCACUCGCGGAAUGUUCUUCGUCUUUCAGCCACGUGUCGGCCCGCCAGUCAAAGAGAUUACCAUCUGGUUCAAUGGCGGACCCGGAUGCAGCUCUCUCGAAGGCUUCUUGCAGGAGAAUGGCCGUAUCCAAUGGUCUUGGGGCCAAUACUCUCCACAGAUCAAUCCUUACUCCUGGGUCAACCUGACGAAUAUGCUCUGGGUCGAGUACCCCGUCGGCGUAGGAUUUUCACCAGGGACACCGACCGCAACAGAUGAAGAGGAGCCAGCUCUUGAGUUCGUCGAGUUCUUCAGAAACUUCCAGACAAUCUUCAAUAUCAGCAACUAUUCGAUCUACGUCACUGGCGAAUCGUAUGCGGGCAGAUAUGUUCCCUACGUCGCCAAUGCUAUGCUCGACCAAAAUGACACCACGCAUUUCAACGUUUCAGGUGCACUCAUGUACGAUCCUUGCAUCGGUUCGUGGCCGACGGCCAAUGCACUUUCCGUAUAUCCAUGGAUCGAGCAGAACAACAACAUAAUGGGGUUCAACAAAUCCUUCCUGACUAAUCUCGCCGAAGCUGACCAGCAAUGCGGCUACGCUCAAUACCGGGAGGAUUUCAUGCACUUCCCACCGAACGGCACCCAGCCUGCCACAUACCUGAAUACAACCGCCGAUCCAGAUUGCGACCUGUGGGACACUGUCUACAACUCUGCCUACGGCGUCAAUCCGUGCUUCAACGUCUACGAACCCAACCUACAGUGUCCGCUACUGUCCGACCCGCUCGGCUUUCCAAGCGACUUGAUAUACUCGUACGCCGGACUCCCACCGUACUUUAACCGCACAGACGUCAAGAAGGCUAUGCACGCUCCGUUGACGACCGACUGGGAGUUGUGUACUGGACCUGUCUUCGUGGGCGAUGGAGGGCCCGAGGACGAAGGAGAUCUAAGUGCCGAUCCACUGCAAGCUGUCUUGCCGCGUGUGAUCGAGGCUACGAAUCGUGUGCUAGUCUCAAAUGGCGACCUCGAUUUGGAAAUCCUCACGAACGGCACUUUACUUGCCAUUCAGAACAUGACUUGGGGCGGGAAACUGGGUUUCCAGACCGAGCCCUCCAAGCAGAUCGUGAUCACCAUUCCAGACAUCCAAUAUGAAGAGGUUUUCGUCUCGAGCGGUUUCGACGGACUUGAUAAUUACCAGGGCGUGAUGGGUGUUCAGCACUACGAACGUGGAUUGAUGUGGGCGGAGACAUAUCUCAGCGGGCACAUGCAGCCUCAAUUCCAGCCGCGAAGCUCUUACCGCCACUUGCAGUGGCUGUUGGGCAGAAUCGAUGCACUUUGA
Exophiala viscosa is the source of this 1323-nucleotide messenger RNA. Its product is annotated as serine-type carboxypeptidase F. Lineage: Eukaryota; Fungi; Ascomycota; Eurotiomycetes; Chaetothyriales; Herpotrichiellaceae. The transcript is spliced from 4 exons. The coding region runs from base 1 to 1323 and encodes 440 amino acids. Gene Ontology annotation, molecular function: serine-type carboxypeptidase activity. Gene Ontology annotation, biological process: proteolysis. The record is from RefSeq and is a predicted model, not a curated record.